This is a messenger RNA of Scophthalmus maximus (turbot), 1130 nucleotides long. It is a transcript of the gene myf6, whose product is annotated as myogenic factor 6. Gene Ontology annotation, molecular function: DNA-binding transcription factor activity, RNA polymerase II-specific; protein dimerization activity; RNA polymerase II cis-regulatory region sequence-specific DNA binding. The transcript has 3 exons. Gene Ontology annotation, biological process: muscle organ development; positive regulation of myoblast differentiation; regulation of transcription by RNA polymerase II. The record is from RefSeq and is a predicted model, not a curated record. Lineage: Eukaryota; Metazoa; Chordata; Actinopteri; Pleuronectiformes; Scophthalmidae. The coding region runs from base 42 to 851 and encodes 269 amino acids.
UAUAUAAGCCUGGUGACUUGUGUCCAUGCUGCUCUGCUUAAAUGCCACAGUGCCACUGUCAAAACACAGAGAGAGGGAGAGAGGGCCGCGACAAUAUGAUGGACCUCUUCGAGACCAACGCUUAUCUUUUCGGCGAUUUGCGCUAUUUGGAGGAGGGGGACCAUGGACCACUGCAGCACCUGGACAUGCCGCUGUACAACGCCGGCGACGGCGCGCUGUCCCCGGGCCACGGGGGCCACGGGGACCACGUCCCGUCCGGGACCGGGGGGGAGAGCAGCGGGGAGGAGGAGGACGAGGACGAGGACGAGGAGGAGGAGGGCGAGGGGGAGGAGGAGGAGGAGCACGUCCUCGCGCCGCCGGGGCUGCUGCGGGCGCACUGCGCGGGCCAGUGCCUCGUGUGGGCCUGCAAGGUCUGCAAGAGGAGGUCGGCGCCCACGGACCGGCGCAAGGCCGCCACGCUGCGCGAGAGGCGGCGGCUGAAGAAGAUCAACGAGGCCUUCGAGGCGCUGAAGCGCAGGACCGUGGCCAACCCCAACCAGCGGCUGCCCAAGGUGGAGAUUUUACGCAGCGCCAUCGGCUACAUCGAGAGGCUGCAGGAGCUGCUGCAGAGCCUGGACGAGCAGGACGGACCCACGAACGCACCCUCCCACGAGUCCAGAGAACACACUGCCGCCGGUCACGGGUAUCACUGGAAGAAGGCGUCCGAGCCCUGGCCGACCUCUGCUGACCAUUCCACCGCGGCGCUGACGACACACCGAGAAGGAACCUCUGGGUCCUCCAGCCUCCUGCGUCUGUCCUCCAUCGUGGACAGCAUCACCCACGACGACAAGAUCAGCUUCGGCAAGGAUUAGCGGCGCCCUCUCGCUCCAGACACGCAUAUUUUAACGUUUGAAGCAAAAAAAGAAUUCCCAUGAAUCGUUUCCACGAUGAAGUCAGCCACUCUGGCUCCGGUCCGUCGCGGAGCAGGAGCGACACAUUUGUACAUAUUUUAUAACAAUGUGAUGUUUAGAUUUAUUUAUUUUGUAUUCAAAGGCAGAGAAACUCUUAUAUAUAAUUUAAAAAAAAAGCUAAAGUUGUAUUUAAAUGAUUGUACAUAACUGACCAUGAAAAUAAAGUACUUUUGCAUCAUA